Messenger RNA from Dacryopinax primogenitus, 234 nucleotides. RefSeq lists its product as uncharacterized. The transcript has a single exon. The record is from RefSeq and is a predicted model, not a curated record. NCBI's taxonomy places the organism in Eukaryota, Fungi, Basidiomycota, Dacrymycetes, Dacrymycetales, Dacrymycetaceae. The annotation marks the transcript as partial.
AUCGGCCCCCCAAACAAGAUCCAGCAACGUGCUGUCCCCUUCCUCCUCCGGGGAAACGACAUCAUCGCCCAAGCACCCCCUACACAGGAACGUAUUGCUGCAUACGUGAUUCCCGCUAUCCAGAUCUGCCUCAACACCCUCGCCCAGCGGCUCCCGACACGCGGGCCGACAGUACUCAUCGUCUGCACCACCGUGGACCAAGCGAACCAAGGGCACAAGAUGCUGAGGGACCUU